UCCAUCUCCCCCCACUCAGUCGGACUGGAGCAGCUCUAGGAGCGGGACGCCCGCGGCACCUCUUAUCGUCUUGCCUGUGUUGACGCUUCUUUCCCGGAGAGGAAACAGCCACGGGGACGACCGAGUUGUUUCCUCGCGUCUCAUGCCUUCGGAGGAACAGCCUGCGUGAAAUUCCUCCACGCCCAGAGCGAACCAGCCGUGUGGGGACGGAAGGGGCGCUGGGGGGCGGCCUCUUGACAAGGUGGACCGACGGGUGAAUUAAACUACAAACGCUCGUCUGUAAGAGAUUGUAUAUUUGUUUUUCCACGCCAUGCCCGCUCCUCGAUUGUGGCUUUGAUGAAUUAUUGACCACCAUUGGGGUCCGAGGUUCGACCAGCUGAACCCUGGCACCGAUGGUGAACCACUGGGGCGAAAACUAACCUGAAGGCAUCGAGCAACAUUCUACUCUUUUCCUGCUCUGUGGUGAUGGUGGGGGAGGAGAAGAGACAGACCUCCCUGUACCUUGACGCCAGAUUUGUAUUUUUAUGAGCCAUGACUGCCUCCUUUUUUGUUCCAAUGGUGUCAGGGAUUGACUGACUGAUCGAGAACGACUUACUGCCACCUGAUAGUUACUACCUCAUUGUUUUGCAUCCCAUCAGGAGUUAUGUAAUACCGCCAAAUAUCUAUACUCAUGAAUCUACCUCAAGCAACACCUUUUCCCCGACUCGGCACAUCAGCUGGACGUGUCCCCAAAUGUAUAACUCAACUGUAAACUGAGCCUCGUGUUUGUGGUGACGCUGCAGAUGGCCUCCUUCCCAGACUCUGACCUGCAGACGUGCCCCCUCUGCAAGGAGCUGUGCGGCUCCUCUGCUCCCAUUUCCUCCAGCUCGUCCACCUCCUCAUCAUCCUCGCACACCUCCUCCUCCUCCAGCCAGACCAGCAGGAGGCUCCACGUCCUUCCCUGCCUCCACGCCUUCUGCAGGCAGUGCCUAGAGGGCCAGCGCAGCCCCGGCGACCCACUGAAGUUGCGGUGCCCCACUUGUGACCAGAAGGUCUCCAUCUCCGAGGCCGGUGUGGACUCCCUGCCUUCCUCCAACUUCCUCUUCAGCAACCUGUUGGACGUGGUGGUGAGCACAGAGGAGCAGAUCCAGAACAAGAAUGGCCACCACCACAACCACCAUCGUGUCGGCCUGGGCUCCUCUGGCUUCCAUCAUACGCAUGGAGGCCUCUUGCACCCUCACCUCAUGGGAGAGCCUCAGUGCAGCUCCUGUGAUGAGGAGAACCUGGCCACCUCCCACUGCCUAGACUGCCAGGAGUACCUGUGUGACAACUGCGUACGUGCACAUCAACGUGUUAGGCUGACCAAGGACCACUUCAUCGAGAGGCUAGGGGAGAACCUCCACUUGAGCCAUGUCAACAGCAACCCGACCCAGCCGGUCUUGCCGGUCUCCCUCGCUCAGUCCCUGCAGAACAACUUUGCACUGCUGUCCCUCUUCCAGGAUCGCAUGAGCUACUGCCAACACCAUGACAAUGAGGUUUUCCUGUUCUUCUGCGAGAGCUGCUCCGUGCCCAUCUGCAGGGAGUGCAGCAUGGGCCGUCACAUGGGCCAUACCUUUGUUUACCUCCAGGAUGCCGUACAGGACUGCAGGUCCGUCACCAUCCAGCUGCUGGCAGACGCACAGAAAGGACGACAGGCCGUGCAGCUGAGCAUGGAGAAGGUCCAGGCCAUGGCGGAGCAGGUGGAGAUCAAGGCUAAGGUGGUGCAGACCGAGGUGAAGGCCCUCGUCCUCAGACACAAGAAAGCGCUGGAAGAGAGAGAGUGUGAACUACUGUGGAAGUUGGAGAAGAUCCGUCAGGUGAAGGCAAAGUCGCUGUACCUGCAGGUGGAGAAACUGCACCAGAGUCUGACCAAGUUGGACAGCACCAUCGCCGCCGUCAGCCAGGUGCUGGACGAGGGACGCCAUAUUGAUGUACUGCUGGCGCGGGAGCGAAUGCUCACCCAGAUCCAUGAGUUGAAAGCACUGAGGGGCCUGAUGCAACCGCAGGAGGACGACCGCUUCAUGUUCACACCUCCAGACCAGGCUCUAUACAUAGCCAUUCAGUCUAUGGGCUUAAUCAGCAGUGGAGCCUUUGCCCCAGUCACCAAAGCCCAUGGCGAUGGUCUCAAAAGUGCGCUUCGUGGCAAGCAUGCAUCCUUUACCGUGAUCGGAUACGACCACGAUGGGGAGCCGCGUCUGUCCGGCGGGGACAUGGUCUCCACAAUAGUCAUGUCUGUCGCCGACAGCACCCUGUCCGCCGCUGAGGUGACCGACCACCAGAAUGGCUCGUACACAGUCAGCUACGUGGCCAAAUGUGAGGGGGAGCACCUGGUGUCGGUGCUCGUGUGCAACCAGCACAUCCAGGGCAGCCCCUUCAAGGUGUUUGUGAAAUCGGGACGCAGUUACGGCUCCCUGGGCUCCCAAGUGUCCUCCUUCGGGUGCGAGGGCGAAGGUGAUGGUCAGCUUUGUCGUCCCUGGGGAAUCAGCGUGGACAAGGAGGGAUAUGUGGUGGUGGCGGACCGAAGCAACAACCGCAUACAGAUAUUCAAGCCCUGUGGCGCAUUCCACCACAAGUUUGGCUCUCUGGGUUCUCGGCCCGGUCAGUUCGACCGGCCAGCCGGGGUUGCAUGUGACAGUCAGAGACGAAUCAUUGUGGCCGAUAAGGACAAUCACCGUGUGCAGGUGUUUACUUUUGAGGGCCAGUUCCUGCUGAAGUUUGGGGAAAAGGGGACCAAGAACGGGCAGUUCAACUAUCCCUGGGAUGUGGCUGUCAACUCUGAGGGUAAGAUCUUGGUCUCCGACACCAGGAACCACCGUGUGCAGCUUUUUUCCCCCGACGGUUCUUUCCUCAACAAGUACGGCUUCGAGGGGGCUCUGUGGAAACACUUUGACUCCCCCAGAGGCGUGGCCUUCAACCACGAGGACCACCUGGUGGUGACCGACUUCAACAACCACCGGCUCCUGGUCAUUCGGCCCGACUGCCAGUCUGCUCGCUUCCUGGGCUCCGAGGGCAUCGGUAACGGUCAGUUUCUGAGGCCGCAGGGUGUCGCCGUGGACCAGGAGAACCGCAUCAUUGUGGCAGACUCACGCAACCAUCGUGUGCAAGUCUUUGAGCCCAAUGGAAACUUCUUAUGCAAAUUUGGAACGCAGGGGAGUGGCUUUGGACAGAUGGAUCGCCCCUCUGGAGUGGCCGUGACGCCGGACGGCGUAAUCGUGGUUGUUGACUUCGGGAACAAUCGGAUCCUCAAGUUCUAGGAGAAAAAAUAACAACAUUCUCUCCCUCUGUUUUGCAAUUUUAUGAAGGAAAUGGAGGCGAGAGAAUGAAUCAGAAAACUGACACAAUGGGAGGAGAGCUGAAAGAGGAUUAAGAGCAAGUUGACGAGAAGGGAAAUUAGAUGUUUUUUUUCCCACUCACACUGAUAUCAUUCUGAUGUAUGUGGUAUGUAUUUCAAAGGGGACCUCUACAAAUGGAUAAUCAAUAGCAAAAAAUGAGCCAUUUUCCCUUCCUCAUUCUCAGCUGCUCUUAGUUCUUUCAGGAAUCUCUCCUCGAGUAUCCUUCUCAGGGAAUUUCUCACUUUUCUUGAAACCUUGUACCUCUCUGCUCCACACCUACCUCAUUUGGCUCUUUAUGAAUGUACUCAUAGUCACUGAGCAGAGGUUUAUUAUUAGUCCGUGAAGUUUUACAAAGAAGAAAAGUCUACCUCUAUACUUUAUUUAAGAGAGACACAAAUAUGGUUUUUUUGGCACAGGAUUAAUGGAAUUCUUGCUGUGCAUUUUUCCUUCUUUUUUUUUAUGUGAGUUUCGUGAACCUCCUGAAUGUUGUUGCUGAGACAAUACUCAGACCGCUGUAGAGGCUGCAUGAUUCAUUCAGUAGAAGGCUUUGCUAGGGUACAGUACAGUUGUCUUUUCAUAUUUACAGCAUUUUUUUUGACCCCUUGAAGACUCUGCAGUGUUUGCAUAGUCGUGACGGCCCAGCUACAAAAAUCGAUAGCUCAGGUUAUAGUUGGGCUGAUAAGAAAUGAUGAGCGCUUUUCAGGCCCUCCUUUUUAGCUUUACUGACUCACUCUUAGGAGUGGGUGCUGAUUAGUUGCAUUUAUGGAUGAUAAAUUACAUCACACAUGUUUUAUUGUCCUUACCUCCCUGUUGCAUCUCGUUGGACUGGAUUUGUGUGGCAUAAAGACCCAGCUAUGAACCACGAGGAUGCAAAGAUUAGUAUGCAAGGACCGCUUGAUCUCUUCCGAAAGUGAGGACCUGUGGGACGCGUUUACUAAAAUCAGGAUCUAUUAGUGAUCUUAACGUAGAGAUUUAAUCAUAGAGUUGAAUGACACCUUUCCCCCCUGAGGAAUGCUGUGUAACAAAAGCCUCAGAAGUAGACAGUCCAGAGGACAAAAAUAAUAACACCUCACUUUAUAAUCCUUUGGAUGUAUGUUGUGGUGGAAAAGCCACCCCUUUAAGGCGCAUGGGCCACAUCCAGUCCUGCGGAAGGAUGUGAGCACAAAGCCUUGCCCACCCCAACUUAUUUUUAACGCUUGGGUUUGUGGAGGCUUCUCCACACCCAGCGCUAGUAUACCAAUCCUCUAAAGAUAGAGGUCUAUAGACCAACUACUAGAGUCAACCAAAGUUAGAAUAUCUGCACAGGCUAACUAUAUAUAAAACAUUUGGCGAUUUAAAAAGUCACGUCCUUCAAUAAUCAUUGCUGGCAUAACUCGUGGAGUUGUGUUGAUAGUGCUGCCCUGACUGUGCUUGGAAAAAAAAGAUCCUUUUUUUGUGUCCACCUAGAGAACCAAAGAGAACCCCCAUUGCAUUAUGCGCCCCCUUAAACAAACCUCCAGCUCAUUGCCCCCUCUUACGUAGAACAAUUCAUAGCACCCAGAAAUACCCUUGUAGCCCAUAAAAGUUGGAUUCAAUCUGUACCCCACUUAAAUGCACUCGACAAUUCAUGUUCUGUUAACUGUUUUAGCAACAAACAAAAAAACAGUGGAAAGAUUCACCGAUGCUCGCUCUGCUAUGAGGAGGGGACCACCUGUCUUCACAUGAUCUGGACAGACAUUCUCAAUGCACAAUAUCUCAAACCUUUCAGCAAUCAUUUUGUUACAUCUUCUCAAGGGACAAUACUAUACAAAUGAAGAAUAGUCAGCGCUUGUAUAGCAGUAUAGAUACACUAUCCACUGAAAAUGAUCAAACAUUCAUUAUCGGUCUUAAAUAGCUGACAACACAACACCUCAGUGUGGGCACAUUUAGUGGGAGCACCAUCGUUAGCUAAUCUUCUUGGACAUGGAAUUGACCAGAGCUGCACAGGUUAUUACUGGAAUCAUCUUCCACUCAUCCAUGAUGACGUCACUGUUGGAGCUGGCGGACGUCAGACACCUCUUGCACUCCUCCACCUUCCUUCCUUCUUUCCUUCCUUCCUUGGAGGUGUGUCUAGGCUCCUUAUGUUGGAAAACCACCAUGUGGUCCACUCUCCCAAGGGAGGGGAUCAUGCAGUGCUUUAGAAUGUCACAGUGCAUUUUGGAAUUCGUGUUUCCCUUUUAUGACUGCUAUACAAGCUGUACGCUGACUACUCCAAAACAUAUUUCUAUAGUACUGUCCUUUUUGAGAAGAUUUACCACAAUAAAAAUGGUUGCUGAAAUGAGAUACUGUAUAUAUCUGCUCAACCUCAUCAGUGGUUAUUUACCUCAACGUUGUUCACAUUCAUAUACCUCAAACUACUUUUGAAUACCUCAUUUUUAGUUGUUUUUGUGUGUGUGUGUGUGUGUGUGUGUGUGUGUGUGUUUUCAUGUAAGCAUACCUCAUCAGAUGUUUAUACAUCACAAAUAUACCUCAUUCUUUUGACUGGUGUGUUGCAGUACAGUGCAUGUCCUGUCGUUCUAGGACCAAAGAUUGUGGCACUGUUUUGAAACUUGUGUUGUGGUCCAUCAGCAGCUUUUUGCUGCACAGUUACUUGCCUUUUUUUUUUUUUUUUUUUUUUUUUCAAGAAAAAAAAAAUCCACAGAGAAUCAUCAAAUAUUUCCGAGGAUAGCAUAGUGCCAAAAUGAUCAGAGUUUUUUGCCAAGGACCACGCUGUUGUAGAUGACAAAACGUGAGUGGACCAUAAUAUCAGAGAUACAAAUGUUGAAUCGGAGCAGCUGAGGAUAAAUCCUGCAGCUCUGAUUGGAUGCACUUACAAGGGCUGUGCCCCCAUUGUUAUCUUGAACUGGUAGAUUGCGCUCGCAAGAGGGGGUGGAGGCGGGCGAGGGCGAAGACGCACAAGAAUGACCUCAACUUUUUCAGCACAAGUUCCCAAUAUUUCUGCACACAUCAACUCUGUGGCGCAAGCAGACGUGGAGAAAAAAAAAAAAAAGAAAAAAGAAGGAUGGAUGAGAGAUGCACAGCAGCAGGGUUGUUUUCAGUAUUAACUAUUGCAAAUGUUCAUCCACGGCUGCAUCCUUUUUUUGGAAACAAAGAUUGCAGAAUUCUAUCUUUAAGAUCUUUAGGUCUUCGCUCUUUAAGAGGGAAAAAAAAGUGUUUUAAAGCUUUUAUUUGUUUUUGUUGCAUGCUUUAAGAAGUCCUUAUUAUACCGGCGUCAUUUUCAGAUGGGUGUUGAAAGAAAGAAGAAAUGGGCGGUGGGUAGCUGACUUUUUGGGAUGUUUGUAUCAUGAUAUUUACCCAAAGAUGAGUAUGCGUGCACGAGAUGGAAUUAACCUUUUGGCCUUCUGGAGAGGCCCGGCAGAGCACAACCCGUUCAGCCGGUCAUGCGAUUCCUGACAAACAACGCAGGCCGCUUUUCAAAACCGACGCAGAAGGCCAGUGAGGGCUAAGGGAAGCUUUUAAAGCAGGGGUGUCCAAAGUGCAGCCCGGGGUCAGCAGCUAAUUUUUUUAUUAGUCCAUAUCGGCAUAUUCUAAAAAUGCAUUCAUUAUGAAAGAGAUGCAGUGGAACCCGCUUAGAUCGCCACUCGUCUGUGUCAGACAACACAAGUCACAGACCAGAAAGUGCCUGCAUAAGGUGACGUCAACACGCGUCGACAUUCGCUAAGCCACAACGUAACUACAGUCCAGUUACUCAGCAUCAUGCACACAGUGACUUCCUGUUAAGUGCAAAAUAACCUUCCAAGUAAAGGCAUGGCAGUAUUUACCUGAAUUUGACACCAAUUUUUUUUUUUUUUUUUUUAGCCACAGAAAGAAAGAUUUGGAUGUGUACGAAAGCUUUCUUGGCAUUGUUGUCAAGACAUACAACAAAAUUAGAGCAGCAGAUGUUAGAUAAGAGUGUAAAAUAUUUGAAUGAUGAGGUAGGAUGAUUGUGCACAAAUCAGCCUUUUAUUGGCAUCUACAAAGCAGUCCUGUAUAUUUUAUAGCAAGACACACUCCACACUUACUGUGGCCACCUGGACUUGGUGACACCUUCUCUCUUGGUCUGACUCCAACCAGCAGGCAAACAACACUGCCCCCUACAGCCCAACCCCUGAAACACAGCUCAGAACGCUACAAUAUCUUCCGGAAAAAAAGAAUCAAUAUAAAAUAUGCACAAAUGGAGGGAAAUUGUUUAUUAUAGCUAGGUUUCUGUCCAAAGUCACAGAGUAAGCCAUGGUUAGUUGGGUUUUUUGCUAUGUCAGCUAGUCCGAGGGGUAUCAAGAUAAAGGCUCCAUUGUAUCUUAAGAUAUUACAGUCAUUUGCUUUGUCACUCGAAACACAAAGCGAAGAUGUACUUUUGUUCAGCUAGCUUAGCAUGAUCUUUGAUGCACAAAAUAGCCCCCACCUCCUUUCAUGUUUGUGUUUGUGGCGCUUGGUGGAAAAAAGUUUGGACACCCCUGUCUUAAAGUUUCUGACCUCAACCCCGUCACUGUCAUGUGGCAAGCAGUCCCCCCGGGCACAAAGCAGCUGCAGAAGUCCACUUCCUAAUCUUUGCCAGAAUCCAGGAAGUGAGGCGAUGGCUACGGAUCAUGUGACUGGCCCUCGACCCUUGUGUUUCAUUUCUGGCCUCUCGUGGCUUUUAAGAGGAAAAAAAAAGUCAAGCUGCACCGGGUGAUGUGUGCAAGGUCGUAGACCUCCUUUUUAAUGAUUGUAUACUCUUAAAAAAAACAACAAAAAAAUAUAUAUGGUUGGUGAAAAUUUAGAAAGAAAAAAAAAGUUAUCUCAGGUAGUGGUCGGCAGGCCUGUCCUGCUGGUGUCUCAUCCUAAUGUGUCCCUUAGAGUUAAGUAGAUCCCAACACCUUCCGCUCCCCAAUUCCAGUGAUUAGUCUGAUCUUUUUGUGUGUCCAUUUACAUAUUUAGACAAAUCUGCUUUUGAUUAGUUUCCCCUUGAUUAUUUUCUUCUACAAAAAAGUACAAGUGCGACACACCGCUUGACGCUGGCUGGCCCUUUUAGAAUGUAUUUUGUGAAGAAAGGGGUCACGUGGCGUCUUGUCGAUGCUCGCUCUAAACAACCUGCUGCCGGACGCAACACAACACACCCACACACCGUUGUAUCUCAGUGUAAAUGUCGCCACGCCAGCAAUAUAUAGCGACCAUUGGGCGUUGUGCUCAUAAGCCAACGUCGGUGUUGGUCCAGCAGCGGGAGGCGUGGGGCGGACGUCGUGUUUGUGCGUCCAAACAGACAUCCACUGAAUGUAAAACCCCCCUCAACAGUCCAGGAGGCGGCACGAGUGGCUGUGGCCAGCUGAGUUUAGAUGAGUGCUGCUGGCGCUUCCUCAUCAGGGCCUCUGUGUGUGUGGGUGUGUGUGUGUGUGCUUGUGUGUACGUAUGUAUGUUUGCCUCUCUUCAACACACAGAUUGUGCUGAGUGGAAGUGCAGAUGUCAGGUCUUCAGUCUAAAUAAGGCAAAGGAGACUAUAAUAUUUUUUGGCCACUUGCUGCUCACGCUGCACUCUUUUAGACUUUAAACAUUUCCUAUGCAGUUUGGUUGGUUUGUGUUUACACUUCAAUAAAGUUGUAUUUCUUUGACUUCAA
This is a messenger RNA of Dunckerocampus dactyliophorus (ringed pipefish), 8938 nucleotides long. It is a transcript of the gene trim71, whose product is annotated as tripartite motif containing 71, E3 ubiquitin protein ligase. The record is from RefSeq and is a predicted model, not a curated record. Gene Ontology annotation, molecular function: ubiquitin protein ligase activity; protein binding; zinc ion binding. The coding region runs from base 783 to 3272 and encodes 829 amino acids. Lineage: Eukaryota; Metazoa; Chordata; Actinopteri; Syngnathiformes; Syngnathidae. The transcript is spliced from 7 exons. Gene Ontology annotation, biological process: proteasome-mediated ubiquitin-dependent protein catabolic process; protein polyubiquitination.